UGUAGGUCCACAGGUCACGCUCUGCCCAGGCUGCAUAAACGUAGGCUGCGCUGCCACAAGUUGUUUCUGUCGCGUUUGCCGUGCAAGAAGCAGCAUCAUGCUCCGGACCGUGUUUUCUCACAGGGCCUUUCCUAGACUGGGCCGACUCUCAGGGUGCCAUUACUCUGCAGCCACCAUCCCAGCACCCAACCCCCAGCCCGAGAUCCACUAUAACAAGCUGUUUGUCAACAACCAGUGGCAGGAUGCAGUGAGUGGAAAAACUUUCCCUACGAUCAAUCCAGCAACCGGUGAAGUCAUCUGUCAAGUUGCUGAGGCUGAUGAGGCAGAUGUUGACAAGGCAGUGAAGGCAGCACGUAAUGCCUUUCGGUUGGGGUCUCCAUGGCGACGGAUGGACGCCUCUCAUCGCGGCCUGUUACUCAAUCGAUUGGCCGAUGCCAUUGAGAGGAAUGCUGCCUACCUCGCUGAACUGGAGACCAUUGACAAUGGGAAGCCAUAUGCUGUAUCCUACACCGUGGAUCUGCCUAAUGUGGUGAAAUGUUUCAGGUACUACGCAGGCUGGGCUGACAAAUGGGAGGGAAAGACCAUCCCUAUCGAUGGAGAUUAUUUCUGCUACACCAGACAUGAACCCAUUGGAGUCUGCGGACAGAUCAUUCCGUGGAACUUCCCUCUGUUGAUGCAGGCCUGGAAACUUGGACCUGCCCUUGCGACUGGUAACACUGUGGUGAUGAAAGUUGCAGAGCAGACACCACUCACAGCACUGUUUGUAGCCAGCCUGAUUAAAGAGGUGGGUUUUCCUGAAGGUGUUGUGAAUAUCUUGCCUGGCAUGGGACCAUCAGCUGGCGCUGCCAUUGCAAGGCACAUGGAUGUUGACAAGGUGGCCUUCACUGGCUCCACCGAGGUGGGUCACCUAAUCCAACAAGCUUCAGGCAGCAGUAACCUGAAGAAAGUCACUCUGGAGCUGGGAGGAAAGAGUCCUAAUAUCAUCCUGUCUGAUGCAAACAUGGAAGAUGCAGUGGAGCAGUCCCACUUUGCUCUGUUUUUCAACCAAGGCCAGUGUUGCUGUGCUGGCUCUCGAACCUAUGUGCAAGCAGACAUCUAUGAUGAGUUUGUGGAGCGAAGUGUUGAGCGAGCUAAGAGACGAGUGGUGGGAAACCCUUUUGACAUGAAGACUGAGCAAGGACCUCAGGUAGAUCAGGAGCAGUUCAACAAGAUUCUGGGCUACAUCAGCAGUGGGAAGAGAGAGGGAGCCAAGCUAAUGUGUGGAGGAGGAGUGGCUGCGGACAGAGGAUACUUCAUCCAACCUACUGUGUUUGGAGAUGUCCAGGACAACAUGACCAUUGCUAGGGAGGAGAUAUUUGGUCCAGUGAUGCAGAUCUUGAAGUUUAAAACACUGGAGGAAGUAGUGACGAGAGCCAACGAUACUAAAUAUGGUCUUGCAGCCGCUGUGUUUACUAAGGAUAUUGAUAAGGCAAACUAUGUCUCCAAUGGGCUCCGUGCCGGCACAGUCUGGAUUAACUGUUAUGAUGUGUUUGGGGCUCAGGCUCCAUUUGGAGGUUACAAGGCUUCAGGUAAUGGUAGAGAGCUGGGAGAGUAUGGUCUGGAUAACUAUACAGAAGUUAAAACGGUGACCAUCAAGGUACCACAAAAGAAUUCGUAGAGGUGCAGUUAACCCAGUCAACAGCUGAUUGCUGUCAACCAAGAAUCAGCUGAGAGGAGAAGUUGACUGAUAUACUGCUCCUGUGAUCUGUUUUUCUGUACUGAGUAACUUUGUCUGUCUCUCAAACAUGCAAAGCAUUAUAUUUGACAACACAACUGAUGAUUUCUCCAUACCUUAGAUUUUCCAUCUGAGUCAACGUAAUCAUAAAACCAUAAACUCACACAUUCUAUUUCUAAUCUGUGGGCUUGAGAUUUCAAAUUUUUCAUAAUAAAUGCA
Molecule: messenger RNA, 1933 nt
Organism: Micropterus salmoides (largemouth bass)
Lineage: Eukaryota; Metazoa; Chordata; Actinopteri; Centrarchiformes; Centrarchidae
Product: aldehyde dehydrogenase, mitochondrial-like
Exons: 13
Coding region: 98-1657 (519 amino acids)
Molecular function (GO): aldehyde dehydrogenase (NAD+) activity
Source: RefSeq, a predicted model, not a curated record